CCGCGCAGGCGCAGGCUGGGCUCGGCGCUGUGAGGAGGAGGAGGAGGAGGAGGGAGGCGGGCGCCAUGGCGCUGAACAGGAACCACUCGGAGGGCGGCGGCGUCAUCGUUAACAACAGCGAGAACGUUUUGAUGACCUAUGAUCACGUAGAAAUGACCUUCAGUGAUAUCGAACCUAUGCCAGAUGCCUUCAAAGGGACCAAGAAAGGGAGUGUUUUCUUGACUCCCUACCGAGUUAUCUUUGUGUCGAAGGGAAAGGAUGCUAUGCAGUCUUUCGUGAUGCCCUUUUAUUUAUUGAAAGAUUGUGAGAUUAAGCAGCCUGUCUUUGGAGCAAAUUAUAUCAAGGGUACAGUGAAAGCAGAGGCAGGAGGCGGCUGGGAAGGAUCCGCCACGUUCAAGAUGACCUUUUCAGCUGGGGGUGCAAUCGAGUUUGGGCAGCGCAUGCUGCAAGUGGCAUCUCAAGUCUCCAGAGGCGAAAUACCCAAUGGAGCUUAUGGCUAUUCCUAUAUGCCAAAUGGAUCCUAUGCUUUUGCACCAGCUGCAGCUAACGGGGGCUAUCCGUACCCACCGCCUCCUCCUGAGUUUUAUCCUGGCCCUCCUGUGGCGGAUGGAGACAUGGGUUACAUGCAGCUUCCACCCCCGCCGUACCCGGGGCCCAUGGAACCCCCCGUCAGCGGUCCAGACCUGCCCUCCACUCCUGCAGCUGAAGCGAAGGCUGCCGAAGCUGCUGCCAGUGCUUACUACAGCCCCGUCAACCCACAUAACGUCUAUAUGCCCACGGACCAGCCACCCCCUCCUCCAUAUUUCCCACCAGAGGACAAGAAAAACCAAUAAGCUAACAGAGAACUUCUCCAUAACUCAUUGCUUUCUUACUUCCCAUUUUGGCAGAAUCUUGGGGCAUGGUCCAUAGCACUGAGGAGUAGAGCCUUCCCCCGAGGCACAUAGCUUUCAUGGACUCUAGUGGUAGAUGUGUGCAGAGCAAGGGGAGAGAUUUCAGCAGCCUGGGUUACUUGGUUAGAGCUCUGAGGGUUUGCUGUCCUACCACAGUAUUUCCUUCUCCCGGCGCGCGGCAUCACUAGAACUGGAGGUUCUUUUCAUCUGUGAUCACUUCCCUUACGUCUGUUUCUUUUGAUACUUAAAUUGUACCGCUUUAGAAUAAGCAACUGCUCCAAACUGAUAAUUAAUGUGCUCAUAACAUGGAAACAAGGCUCCUGGGGGAGCGGGGGCGUGUCUUGACUUUACCUUAGUGUGCAGCCAAGAGCAUCUCUGGACACAGGGAUGUCUGUGAGUAUUCCUCUCAACCCAGAGUGUCACAUCCAACUUUUCCCUCUGCUACCGAGAAAGGGCUUCAAAGGGUACCUUUGGGAUCUCAAAGGAAAGAGAUACCUAUUAAACUUUCUUGGUUUUUUGUUUUUUUGUUUUUUUUUUAGCUAAGUCAUUCCUGACAAUCAUAGCAAAUAAUCUGGUAGCCCUCCAAAUUUUCCUGCUGUGCACUAUGUAUGAUGAUGCUGACGAGCUUCCCUUCUUAAGAAAACAUACUACUCUUUACAGGGUUGAUUAGUAGCAUCUAACUAGUUCUAGAUCAUAUGGGAACACUAAUUUUCGGUUGUCUCUUUCUUCCAGUUAGAUAUGUGGGCUUGAGAUCAUGAAGUCCUGAAUAUUCUCUUUAUAGCCUAUAAUGCACUUCCCCCCCCCCCCCCCCCCCCCCCCCGCCCCCGUAACACAAGUUACACUUUUUGGCCAGUGAAGCAUCUUACUGCUGUGAUUUAACUGGUGAAUUAAUAGCUAAUGGGGAGAAAAUAGCUGCUUUAUUUCUGCCCUGGAAGCACGUGAGAGAAUAUGCAAGACGUUGGAAUAAGCUAUUUAGGUACAACUGAGCUGCUCGUUUGAAUGUUGUUUAAUGGCGUUAGUGUUCCUGGAUCAGCUGUGAAUUUACUUCCCGGUAACUUGAACGCGGGCUCCUUGGACUGAGGGUUGAAGCGUUUCCCUUCCGUAGCAUUGAUUCAUUGAUCUCAUUAGCGACGACUCCAGUAUGCGGAACCUCUGCAGGACCAAUCGAAAUCCAGGUUGCAAAACUUUGCGUUGUACAAAGCUUUGCACAAAUCAAGACUUCACUGACUUCUGACAGCUGAGAGAGAGAAAACCCUUCCCGGCAAGUGUGAAGAAAGACGGUGUGCUAGGAAACUGCUGAGACUCGCUGCAUGCAGCCUGCUUGGAGAGAAAAAAAAAAAGGUCCACCUCUUGUUUUCUUUUUGUUUGAGUCUAGCUCAUUAAUCAAAUUGCUACUGUCUGUGCACUGACUUUUCUAGAAUUGCUACUGCAGUGAUGUAAAGAAAUGGUUAUUUUAAAAAAUAUAUAUUUAUUUUGAAAACGUUUGAUUAAUAUAUUAAUGUGAAAUGACUUUUGAAUGCAGAUUUGUUUUGCCAAGACUGUGAAGUAAAGAGAAAUCACCUCAAAGCUCA
Messenger RNA from Chroicocephalus ridibundus (black-headed gull), 2461 nucleotides. RefSeq names its product WW domain binding protein 2 (gene WBP2). The transcript has 8 exons. The coding region runs from base 66 to 833 and encodes 255 amino acids. Gene Ontology annotation, cellular component: nucleus. The record is from RefSeq and is a predicted model, not a curated record. Gene Ontology annotation, biological process: positive regulation of DNA-templated transcription. NCBI's taxonomy places the organism in Eukaryota, Metazoa, Chordata, Aves, Charadriiformes, Laridae. Gene Ontology annotation, molecular function: transcription coactivator activity; chromatin DNA binding.